Molecule: messenger RNA, 526 nt
Organism: Nipponia nippon (crested ibis)
Lineage: Eukaryota; Metazoa; Chordata; Aves; Pelecaniformes; Threskiornithidae
Source: RefSeq, a predicted model, not a curated record
GUUUUCCCAGUAGAAAAACAGAAAAAAUGUUCGAUAUUAAGGCUUGGGCUGAAUACAUCGUGGAGUGGGCUGCAAAGGACCCAUACGGCUUUCUUACUACAGUGAUCUUGGCCCUCACACCAUUGUUCAUAAUCAGUGCAGCGCUUUCAUGGAAGCUUGCAAAAAUGAUUGAGGCCAGGGAGCGAGAGCAAAAGAAGAAACAGAAACGCCAAGAGAAUAUUGCGAAAGCCAAACGAACAAAGAAGGAUUAAGUGGGCAAAAAAAACCCAAAACCUUCCUUGUGCAAAGAAUCCACUUUUUUAAUGAAACACUUGUACAUUUUGUGUUGUAACUGUCCUUUGAUACUUGAUCCUGUUAUUUCUUGAAGUAUGAAAUUUAAUCCCUUCAGUGUAUUUUUUCUGCUGAGAUGAUUUGUGUUAAAGUUUGCCCAAGUGACACUUGUUACAAUCAUUUAAUCUACUACUUGUGUUCUAGUGCAUGUUGCUUUUCUAAAUUUGCAUGGUAAAUUAAAAAAAUUAAUCUCUUG